AUGUUGAGAAACUUCAGCAAGAGGGCUCUCCCCCGCACUGCCCUUUCUCGGGGUCUCGCUACCCGCACCGCUGCCGGGCUCAGGCAGGGCGCCAACACGACCCUCGCUACCUCGUCGGCUCCUGCCAAGUAUGCCAUGUGGGGCAGCAGGACUCUGGCCACCCAGCCCGAGCCCAAGACCGCCAGCAAGGCCGAGGCCGAGUCCCAGGCCGUGGAUACCGACGGCAAGAUCGUGCAGAUCAUCGGUGCCGUCGUCGACGUCAAGUUCCCCGAGGAUGCCCUCCCGCCCAUUCUCAGCGCUCUCGAGAUUCAGGACCACAACAUCAAGCUCAUCCUUGAGGUUGCCCAGCACCUUGGUCGCGGUGUGUGCCGUACCAUUGCCAUGGAUGCCACUGAGGGUCUCCAGCGUGGCCAGAGGGUCAAGGACCUGAAGGGUCCCAUCACCGUGCCCGUCGGCGCCGCCACUCUUGGCCGCAUCAUCAACGUGAUCGGUGACCCCAUCGACGAGAAGGGUCCCAUCUACUCGAACAAGAGGAACCCCAUCCACGCUGCCCCUCCCACGCUCACUGAGCAGGGUGCCUCCGAUCAGAUCCUCGUGACCGGUAUCAAGGUCGUCGAUCUGCUCGCCCCCUACGCCAAGGGUGGUAAGAUCGGUCUUUUCGGCGGUGCUGGUGUCGGCAAGACUGUGCUUAUCAUGGAGCUCAUUAACAACAUCGCCAAGGCCCACGGUGGUUUCUCCGUGUUCGCUGGUGUCGGUAACGAUCUGUACCACGAGAUGAUCACGUCCGAGGUGAUCAAGCUGAAGGACCCCAAGACCCUGAAGGAGGGUGACCACAUCGGCGAGGGCUCCAAGGCCGCGCUCGUGUACGGUCAGAUGAACGAGCCCCCGGGUGCCCGCGCUCGUGUGGCCCUGACUGGUCUGGCCGUCGCCGAAUACUUCCGUGACGAGGAGGGCCAGGACGUGCUUCUCUUCAUCGACAACAUUUUCCGCUUCACCCAGGCCGGUUCCGAGGUGUCUGCCCUUCUGGGUCGUAUCCCGUCCGCUGUCGGCUACCAGCCCACCCUGGCCACCGACAUGGGUCAGCUCCAGGAGCGUAUCACCACCACCAUGAAGGGCUCCAUCACCUCCGUGCAGGCCAUCUACGUGCCCGCUGACGAUCUUACGGAUCCCGCCCCCGCCACCACCUUCGCCCACUUGGACGCCACCACUGUGCUCUCCCGUCAGAUUGCUGAGCUGGGUAUCUACCCCGCCGUGGACCCUCUCGAUUCGACCUCGCGAAUGAUGGAUGCCGAGAUCGUCGGUAAGGAGCACUACGACGUCGCCCGUGCCGUGCAGAAGACCCUCCAGGACUACAAGUCGCUGCAGGACAUCAUUGCCAUUCUCGGAAUGGACGAGCUGUCGGAGGAGGACAAGGCCACCGUCUACCGUGCCCGUAAGAUCCAGAAGUUCCUGUCGCAGCCCUUCCAGGUCGCCCAGGUCUUCACCGGUUUCGAGGGCAAGUUCGUCUCGCUCAAGGACACCAUCUCGGGCUUCAAGUCGAUCCUCGAGGGCAAGUACGAUCACCUGCCGGAGCCCGCUUUCUACAUGGUGGGAGACAUCGAGGAGGUGGUCCAGAAGGCCCAGAAGCUCGCCGCCGAUCUCGGUGGUGGCUCCGCCGCCAAGAAGGACGGCAAGGACGCCAGCGGCGCCAAGGUGUCGGGCAAGCGUGAGCUGACCCUCGACGCCUUCAACGACCCCUCGUACCCCGAGCUCAAGGAAGGCGACUUCGAGCUCAACGAGAAGUCCUUCAGGGUGUUCGCCGAGUACACCAAGAACGUGGCCAUCCCCUACGCCCGCGACCACGAGCUCAAGGAGUUCCCCGAGGAUGCCGCCAAGAUCAAGGCCAAGUACGACAACAUCCUCUCCAAGAUCGACGGCGAGACCGACGAGCUGGUCAAGGAGCUCCACGAUGCCUCGCAGAAGCACGACGCCGAGAGGAAGCGGAAGGAGCAGGAGGCUGCCCUCAAGGCCCAGAAGGCCGCCGCCCCCCAGGCCGCUGCCCACUAA
Molecule: messenger RNA, 2046 nt
Organism: Acanthamoeba castellanii str. Neff
Lineage: Eukaryota; Discosea; Longamoebia; Acanthamoebidae
Product: ATP synthase, putative
Exons: 5
Coding region: 1-2046 (681 amino acids)
Biological process (GO): proton motive force-driven mitochondrial ATP synthesis; proton transmembrane transport
Molecular function (GO): ATP binding; proton-transporting ATP synthase activity, rotational mechanism; ATP hydrolysis activity
Source: RefSeq, a predicted model, not a curated record